UUUUGUGCUUAGGUAGCAGAAGCAGUUCCUUUGGAAAAUUUACAAAUUCCUGUGAUCUUUGUUAUCGGUGGACCAGGUUCUGGAAAAGGAACCCAAUGUGCAAAGAUCGUUGAGAAAUACAAUUACACUCACUUGUCUACUGGGGACCUACUAAGAGAUGAGGUGAACUCGGGGUCAGAUAGAGGGAAGAGAUUGGUUGAGACCAUGCAACGCGGAGAACUGGUGUCUUUGGAUGAAGUAUUACAACUACUGAAAGAAGCCAUACAGCGCCAUCUAAAGAGUUCGAAAGGCUUUUUAGUGGAUGGAUAUCCAAGAGAGGUUGAACAAGCAGUUCAGUUUGAAAAAGAGGUCUGCAAGUGUUCUUUCCUGUUGUACUUCGACGUUUCCGACGAAACGAUGACUAAGCGACUGUUGCAAAGAGGCAUUAGUAGCGGCCGUGUAGACGACAAUGAAACAACAAUUAAAAGCCGACUCCAAACCUUCCAUAGCCAUAGUCAACCAAUCUUAGACUAUUUUGGUGACAAAGUCAAAAAGAUUCCCGCAGAAUGUGAACCUGAAGAAAUCUUCCAGGAAGUUUGUAAAUAUAUAGGCGCUCACCAGUCUUGCUAAUGACACAUGAUAGACCUGUUACAAUGAGA
Messenger RNA from Limulus polyphemus (Atlantic horseshoe crab), 638 nucleotides. Its product is annotated as adenylate kinase isoenzyme 1-like. The record is from RefSeq and is a predicted model, not a curated record. Gene Ontology annotation, molecular function: AMP kinase activity; ATP binding. NCBI's taxonomy places the organism in Eukaryota, Metazoa, Arthropoda, Merostomata, Xiphosura, Limulidae. Gene Ontology annotation, cellular component: cytosol; cytoplasm. Gene Ontology annotation, biological process: nucleoside triphosphate biosynthetic process. Bases 205 to 609 code for a protein of 134 amino acids. The transcript has 5 exons.